AUGGCUACGACACGUCCAGGAGACCGCAUGGCUGCGGCGCCGGCGUCUAGCGUCGCGUUGCAUUCAGAUGACGACGAAGUGACAACGGCCGAGUUUGCUGUGGACCUAACGGACUGCCAGACGUGGGCGAUUAAUUUCUACCAGUGCGCUGCCGAGGGCGAUCUCGAGUGUCUCGAGGAGAUUCUCGACAGUGGCCACGUCUGUGUCAACGACGUGGACGUCGACGGGUUCACUGCGCUCAUGGUGGCGGCUGCUGAAGGCCAUGCAGACGUCGUGCGCGCGCUCCUGAGACGGGGUGCUGACGUGUCGAUGCGCACGUACGAAUUGAGGUCCAGUGCGCUGCAUUUUGCAGCAAAAAAUGGAGAUGCUGCGGUUAUGUCUGCGCUGUGUUCGUGUGACGCAGCGGUCGUGGAUUGCUGGAACAUCCAUGCAGACACGCCACUGAUCUGGGCGUGUAUUGAAGGGCGAGUGGAAGCAGUCAAGGUGUUGCUGGAUCACGGAGCUGAUGUGAGCGUGCUGAACCAGUACGGCGCAUCGACAGUGUUGUGUGCUGUUAUGAUAGGGGAAGACCUGGAGCAAGAGCAGGAGCGAGACGAGCGACGGGCCGAGGUACUGACGAUGCUGUUGGAAAAGAAUGGAAAGCUGGUGAACUUUCAGGAUCACGAAGGCAGUUCGGCGAUGCACUUGGCUGCGUCUUGUGGCUACUUGGCGUGCGUGAAGACACUACUUGUGUUUGGGGCGGAUAUCACGCUGCGGAAUGCGGUUGGUCAGACACCGCUGGAAGAAGCGCAGGAAUCGGAGCUGCCGGGGAGUAGUGCAUGUGUCGAGUACUUGCGCGGUAUCUGGCGGCAACUUGAGGAGGAGGCAGCGAUUCGUAUGAUGGCUAUGCUGGAGAUGGAGGAAGAUGCAGCUAGUGGUGCAGCUAGUACUGCGAGUAACAAGAAGAGCAAGAAGAAAAACAAGAAAACCAAACGUAAGACGGCAAUAAAGCUGCAGCAACAAAUACAACAGGAGGCGGAACAGGAUCGAAUUCAUCUCGACAACGUUACUGCUCAGGAGGGAGAAAACCAUGACGGUACAGAUGAAGCCGCUACGUCCGAGCGUUUAGUCGAAGAUCUGUCUGCUACGGCGGUUGGCGUCAGUGCUACCGAAGCAAAAGAUGAUGAGACGAGUUCUCUCAGCUCAGAGGAAGCACUGAUUGGAGACCCAGUGACUGUUGUGGGUCCGGAAUGUGAUGAUGACCGUGAAGGUCAUGCUGUAAACGAUGGGGUGACUCCACCAACCGGCACGAUGCAUGAGCAGUCAACUCAAGCAACAAAGAGGGAUCCUCUGCUAUCGACUAGUGCUUGGACCACUGUUGGUAAGAAGCAUCGAUCUGCCAUUGCUGCAGUCGCGAGCACUCCAGCAAAAGCCUCAACAGGUCCUCUGAGGGAGAAGAUGCCAUUGUCGACUUCAACUCGAAGAAGAAAUUCUGCGGCAACUCUUUGUCCCAAACCAUUUCCGCACACUUCCCGGCAAAAGCCUACUCAGCGAUCGGGUGAUGCUCGAGAACGGAGCUUAUUUGGUGGAUCUUCAGCACCUGCUGCAGCUGAAUUAUCGAUCAAGCAAGUGGACGUUGUUGCACAUUCGUCAAGCCGAACUCAGGUGGAGCAAUGGGGAAAAUGGAGUGGCUCUGCUGCAUCGUCUCGGUCAAUUACACCAUCGUCGCCGCUGAACGCCGAUGCUCCAUCUUUCAGAUCGCUGAGACCGACAACUGGAUCGGCCCAGACGCCAAGUGUGUUGUCGUCUAUAGCGACAAGUAACUCAAGUGGACUCUCGAUUUCAUCCGCGUCACUGCAACGACCAUCUUUUGGCUUUCCGCAUGCUUCACAAAGCACAGCGUCAUCGACAGGCAUGCAUUACUCCUCAGCCGGGCGUCUCACAUGGAAGCAGCAUCGUUCCAGCGGUAUCCACCAAGUCGCACAGGAGACCCGUGAUCGAUGGGUGGGCAAAUUGCAACUUAGCGACUCAAGUGUGGCGGAAACGCUGGGCUACCUGGCUUGCGGUCUGUGUGGUGAGCUCGUGAACGAUAACUUGCAAUGCAGCGGUAAUCCGUCGAAAAAAGCUGAUGAGAAGACCUCGACAUGUGCACAGCUUUACUGUGCCUCUUGUCUCGAGUGUUCGACAUUUCGGGCAGCUAGUUCCGUCACGUUCAAGUGCAUCAAAUGCCACGAAUUGAUCACGAAGGAGUCCAUGACCCGCAACAGUCUCGCACAAGCCCAAGCCGCGUCUUUGGGUCUUUCCAUGUCGACUGGGAUGAAUAUCGGGGCUCAAGGUGAGGCAGCUGGCUACACGCUGGAGACCAUGCAGCAUACUUUGGAGAUGUCGGGACCACGGGUCUCUGCCGUAGAUCUGCGAGCUUUCUUCUUGGUUCCAGGCACGGAUCUCAGUACGCUGAGCAAUGGCCAACUCGAGGUGCUGGAAAAUGCCCAUCAACUUGCACUGAACCAAAUUGUCGAGCAGCGCCUUGCCAAUGCACGGGCGCUCGAGCGGCUGCAGAUGGAGGAGUGGCUGAAGAUUCGGCGAGACUUGUUGCAGUUUGCUCCGCGAUGA
Molecule: messenger RNA, 2592 nt
Organism: Peronospora matthiolae
Lineage: Eukaryota; Oomycota; Peronosporomycetes; Peronosporales; Peronosporaceae
Source: the annotation of a GenBank genome assembly